This is a messenger RNA of Caenorhabditis remanei, 3792 nucleotides long. RefSeq lists its product as uncharacterized. Bases 1 to 3792 code for a protein of 1263 amino acids. Gene Ontology annotation, cellular component: ciliary transition zone. NCBI's taxonomy places the organism in Eukaryota, Metazoa, Nematoda, Chromadorea, Rhabditida, Rhabditidae. The record is from RefSeq and is a predicted model, not a curated record. Gene Ontology annotation, biological process: protein localization to ciliary transition zone; non-motile cilium assembly. The transcript is spliced from 15 exons.
AUGUCCCCUCCUGCUCUCUCCCUUAAUGCUCUCUUGCUCUCUUACGUCGUCAUGGUGACAAAGACCAGGACGGCGGCUAGAGACCACCCAGCCGCUCUCCAAGCAUUAGAAAUAUUCCGAAAUGCGCCGAAACUCAAUAUCGGUGGAAGAUGGCAUUGUCCUGGCUUUGAUCUAUCAGAUGAAUAUAAAUAUGGGACAGUUAUCAAAGUUUCAGUCCGCCCGGAAGCCGAUCAAAUCCUCGCCUCCCGAAAGAAGCCCGAAAAGUUGUUCCUCCGAUCAGCAUCCGUUGGCCUUGCACCAGGAGACGGUGAGCAGUCACCGUCGCCCGGUCCUUUUUCAAAAGAUGAGAAAGAGAAGAAACAGAAUCGACGGGAAUCGAUAAAAGAUCAUUUGAUGAAGUUUAAGGCGAAGGCUGGGAAGAUUUUGGAAGAGAAACAGCAAGUGAAACCGUUGAAUGACGAGCAGACACCGCAGAUGUCGUUUGUGUCCCAAACGUCCGAAGGUGAUAUAAAGGAAGAGCUAUCUUCUGGUGGUGUGAUUGAUGAACAGGCUAGCGAGUCGUCUAUCCAACAAGAUGUUUCUUCGAAAAAAGAAUCAAAAGAGCAAUUGAGGAAUAGAAUACGAAAAAGUGCACAGAAAGCGGUGGAGAGAACACGUGGAAAUGUGCAAUUGAAUCGGAGAUUGGCUAGACGGCCUACUGUAGUUAUGGAGGAACAUUUGGAUGAGAACGAUCUCUAUGCGAUUGAUGAGCAGGUUGAGAGGACUAUUAAGAUGGGCGAAAAAUACCUGGUCGCCAACGCGAACACUUCUGCCGCUGAAAAAGAUAUCGACGAUUUGUUCUCAGCGAAACCCAAACAUGUCGACGAAUUCAAGAAAGAGGAGCCACGGAAAGUAAUCUACGGAAGAGUUGAGGAGGUCAAGUAUCAGCAUGACUUAUUAGUGAAAUACGUGUUGAAGGAUAGUAAUAUCGUUUGCGGAGAGAUAACACCAACGGAAAUGCUGAAAAAGUCGGUAGUGAUCCCGACGAGACUCGAGUAUAAUGAGGACUCGGUCAGUAUUUAUACGGCGCCGGAAGCUAUGGAUAACGUGAUUAGUCAGACUAGAAACCGAAAAUACGUGCAACUUGACGUCUUCAUUGACUCUAUUCACUUUGACCAUCACUAUCUAUGGUCUGAGGAGGAAGUGACCACUGCCGAGUUACGGAAUGAAUAUAUGGUUCAGUUACUGAGAGUUCAUGAAAUUGCGCAACUGGAGAGACAUCACUUGGAAAUCAACCGCCAACCCGCUAUGAAGGAACAAGUAAGAAAGGGGCGAUUGGAAUUGGAACGUCUCGGAGAUGUGCUGACGGAGACACGAAGAAGUCAAGGGUUUACAGCGACCAAUUCGGAUUUCGUACCUGCCAAAUCGCCGUGGGAUAUUGAUGACUGGAGCUCUUAUGGUCAAGUAACAAGAACCGCAAAACUCACACCAAUCGGAAAGAUCCCGAAAGCCGCUAGAGAGCGAAUCGCCCUUAUGAGACGUACCAACAUCCAGUUAGUACUGUAUUUCAACGAAAUGGAAGUGAGCAGAACCGCGUGGAUUCCGUUAAGUUGUGAUGUGAUGUCUGCGGUGAAGAGAUUCGAAUUGGAGUUAUAUUCCCCGAUGAAAUCAUUGGAAUUGAUGGUUUUAGAGCAGUGUAAUGGGAAGAUAAGGACUUUGGGAAGGGGAAAUGUUCCACUCCCAUCGGAUGAGGACUUGGAAAUCGCGUUGCAUGAAGUAGUGUUUGAAAAUGAUCAAUUUAUGAAACCAAUCGGUGGAAGCCUUGGAUCCGAUAUAAGCCGUAAGGAAACCGGACGAAUCUUGUGCCGUACUAUGUUGGAGGAUGGGGAGUUAAGAAUAGCGGAUGACAGAUUGCUGGCGGAAUCUAUGCAGGAUAGAAGAAAGAAUACAUUUGAGUUGAUACCGAAGGAGAUGGUCUUGGGAAGUUUGUAUGUGGAUGAGGAUAAGAAGCGCCUCGACGAGUUGCGCGAAGAAGACCGUGCUCAACAGCGCUUCGCCUUCCGUAGUGCAAUCGAUUCUCGACGCAUUUCUGCAUUACAAUUCGCUAAUUUGGCCCGUAAAAGGGUAAUGGACAGACGACAACGUAAGGAGAAAAAGUAUGAGGAGAUAGUGAGGGAAGAGUCGAUUCCAACGUUGUCAGUCGCGUUUUCACAGCUUUUCGGACCAGCGGAUAUUUCGAGACGCUUGAAACCGAUGAGGAAGGAAGAACGCGCCCGCGAAGAAGGCUGGGAUAAUACAAUCGUAGUGAAUAUCCAAUCGGCUAUCAACCUUCCUAUUAGAUAUUCCGGAUUGCUUCAACCAUUUGUAGUCGUAACCUAUUCCGGACGACGAAUCAAUACGGACGUGGCAAUGGGAAGACACCCGAAUUGGCAAUUCACUGGAAAACUUAUAAUUUCGAAAGAGGAUCGGGAGGCGGAGUUUAUAGAGAUUAAGGUUUAUGAUCAGCUAGUCGAGGGUAUCGAUAAGGACGAGCGUAUUUACAAUGUUGUUCACGAACAACUAUCCGCGAGGCUAUUGGCCGCACAAAGAAUUCGUUUCGAGACCCUGGCUACUGUAUCGAAAAUUAACACAUCGAUUAAGAUGGAUAUACCGCUUUAUAUUUCGAAUUAUCGAAUCUCUUCCGACGCCUGUUUCCUCAAAGUGCUCCUUUCCACACAAAUCGAUCCAAAAUCUCAAGUAGAAUACACAAAAAGUUCCACAAGUUUCGAAACUCAAAAAACGAUUGAAAAAUGUGCGAUUCUCGAGAAACAAGUGAAAGAGCAAUUCCCGAAACGAGUAUUCCGUCCACUGGUGACUGAUCUCAAUGCUCACUCGACGAUCUGCACGAGAUAUCUCCGUCAAAUAGUGCCACCGACCGUCGUAAUGCAGGAAAACGCUUCGAAUCUUCUGGAAAUUUGUCGGUUAUCUGCAAAGAUUGUCGCUGGAAUGCCACGUGUCGAUGCGUCAUCUCACUCGGAUAUAUGGGGAAACGCAUUUCAGUUGACAAGUAUUGCAGUCGGCGGAUUGGAGGAGAGAGCCACUUUGUUAGGGUGCUGGAUGCUUUAUUUCAGACUUCCAGUGGCUAUUAUAUUGGGAGAAGCCCGCGGAGAGAAAACUGGAUUCGUUUUGACUGAAAUCGAAGGGAAACAAUACUUGAUUGAUCCGGAAGAUGGUCACAUCUACAAUGCGCUUGACUCAAAUUGUGCAUUGGGGAAAAUCUAUGGAGCGUUUGACGCAAAAAAUUAUUAUGCCAAUAUUCAGUUGUACGACCAGGCAUCUCAGAUUUCGGUUAAUUUGACGAAAAUCUCCAACUGGAAGCCUUUGUUCGCCGCCAACGAAGAACCCCUUGAAAGUGUGCAACCUGCAACAAUCCGUUACUCAAAACUACCCGAAGACUGGAUAGUCGAGCUAAGGAUCUCUCUCGAACGCGAGAUCAAACUCCGUUUCGAUCAAUCCCGAAAACACGCGAUCCCCCAAUGGCAUCUCGUAGCUGCUCGCCAACUCCGUGAGCUUCUGGAAGGUUCCCGUGGUGUGACGGAAGACUCGGUGGACGAGAAGAUGGCAAGACUGCGUGAAGGAUAUGUGGUUACUGUAUGCGUGUUCCGUCUCUGCUACUCAUCGAUGGAGGAUUGUAUUCACCAGGUUCUUUCCAGUCGAUUACAAGAUUCAUCGGAUCAGAAUUCACAAUUCGCGUUGGCGGUUCAUGUCGUCGACUUUUUUGCUCAUGUUAUACAGAUUGAUGUGGCGUUGGCGGUGCUUAAGCCGAAGAAGUAA